This is a messenger RNA of Pogona vitticeps (central bearded dragon), 3587 nucleotides long. Lineage: Eukaryota; Metazoa; Chordata; Lepidosauria; Squamata; Agamidae. The record is from RefSeq and is a predicted model, not a curated record.
CACACCCUGGCACCUCUUCACCCACGCACACACCUGUCCAGCCAUGCCUCUGAUCUCUCCACCUUCUUGGCUCUGCGGAGACAAGAGGCCGGUGAUGGUCUGGGGUUGGCGAAGCAGGAGAUCAUUGGCUCAAGGGCAGAGAGGCGGUGCAGAGCCCAGGCGCUCCGCCAUCCCCAGUUUGCUGGCUGGCAGGAAGAGAAGAGGACAAGGGUUUCGAAAGGCAAAGUUCAUCCGGUGUCAGGGUGGACUUUUAACAGCCGACGUCAGCCCGGUUGUGCAAAACAGCAAGAGCAGUUGCUGAGAACGACCACAAAAACCUCUAGAUUACCACCUCUCCAUAGUCUCUCCAUCGCCAUGGGGUCUGCCUCGUCCAAGGAUGACACCCCCUCCCCCCAAACCCCGGAGGCUUCAGCCGCCUUCAGCCUGACCGACAUCUUCCUUUUUUCCAUCAUCAUCGGCCUCCUGACGUAUUGGUUUUUCUUCCGCAAGAAGAAAGAGGAGGUCCCGGAGUUUGCCAAAAUCCAGACACCAACAACAGGGGUGUCGACAAGCGAAGGCAGCUUCAUUGAAAAAAUGAAGAAGACGGGAAGAAAUAUUGUCGUGUUCUACGGAUCUCAGACUGGGACCGCUGAAGAGUUCGCCAACCGUCUUGCCAAGGACGCCCACCGUUAUGGGAUGCGGGGUAUGUCAGCUGACCCCGAAGAGUAUGAUCUGUCUGACCUGAGUCGCCUUUCGGAGAUCGACAAGUCCCUGGCGGUGUUUUGCAUGGCCACAUAUGGAGAAGGGGACCCCACGGACAAUGCUCAGGAUUUCUACGACUGGCUGCAGGAAACCGAUGCUGACCUCUCUGGCAUUAAAUUCGCAGUCUUUGGCCUCGGGAACAAAACUUACGAGCACUUCAACGCGAUGGGGAAGUACGUAGACAAGCGGCUGGAGGAGCUGGGCGCCCAGCGGAUCUUCGAACUUGGCCUUGGGGAUGACGACGGGAACCUGGAAGAAGACUUCAUCACAUGGCGUGAGCAGUUCUGGCCGGCGGUGUGCGAACACUUCGGAGUGGAAGCCACAGGGGACGAAUCAAGCAUACGCCAGUACGAGCUGGUUGUCCACACGGACCUCAAUGCAAACAAGGUCUACACGGGAGAAAUGGGCCGGCUCAAGAGCUACGAGAAUCAGAAACCACCGUUUGAUGCCAAGAACCCCUUCUUGGCCCAAGUUACCAAGAACCGGAAGCUCAACCAGGGCGGAGAGCGGCACCUGAUGCACCUUGAACUGGACAUCGCCAGCUCCAAAAUCAGGUACGAGUCAGGAGACCACGUGGCCGUCUACCCAGCCAACGACACUUCUCUGGUCAACCAGCUGGGUGAAAUCCUGGGCGCUGAUCUGGAUACGAUCUUCUCCUUGAACAAUCUGGAUGAGGAAUCCAACAAGAAGCACCCUUUCCCGUGCCCCACCUCGUACCGUGUGGCCCUGACCUAUUAUUUGGACAUCACGAACCCGCCACGCACCAACGUACUCUAUGAACUGGCUCAGUACGCCACGGACGCCAACGAGCAGGAGCACCUCCGCAAGAUGGCCUCUUCCUCGGCCGAAGGGAAGGCUCUGUACCUGAGCUGGGUUGUGGAGGCCCGAAGGAACAUCCUCGCCAUCCUCCAGGAUACGCCCUCCCUGCGGCCUCCGAUCGACCACCUCUGUGAGCUCCUCCCUCGCCUCCAGGCGCGCUACUACUCCAUCGCUUCAUCGUCUAAGGUCCAUCCCAACGCCGUCCACAUCUGUGCCGUUGUGGUGGAGUACACAACCAAAACAGGCCGGGUCAACAAAGGGGUGGCCACCACCUGGCUGAAGAACAAGGAGCCCCACGAGAACGGCCACAAGUCCAUGGUCCCCAUGUACGUCCGGAAGUCUCAGUUCCGGCUGCCAUUCAAAUCCAGCACGCCCGUCCUCAUGGUCGGGCCUGGCACGGGGAUCGCGCCCUUCGUGGGCUUCAUCCAGGAGCGGGGCUGGCUGAAGCAGCAGGGCAAGGAGGUGGGAGACACGGUGCUGUACUACGGUUGCCGGCACGCAAACGAGGACUACCUCUACAAGGACGAAUUAGCGCAAUUUCUCAAGGAAGGCGCCCUGACUCAGCUCAACGUGGCCUUCUCGAGGGACCAGCCGGAGAAGAUUUACGUCCAGCACCUGCUGAAGAAAAACAAGGCCAACGUUUGGAAGCUGAUCCAUGAAGAAAACGGGCACAUCUAUGUCUGUGGCGAUGCACGCAACAUGGCCCGGGAUGUCCAGAACGCCUUCUAUGAGAUUGUGGCCGAGUUCGGGAACAUGAGCCAGCAGCAGGCGGUGGAAUAUGUGAAGAAGCUGAUGACCAAGGGCCGUUACUCCCUGGAUGUCUGGAGUUAAGGGGUGGUGGUGGUAGAGGGAAGCUCGCUGAGUAGAAAGAGGAGGGUGCUUCUGAGGUGGCUGGGAGCAGGUUGGGGAGAGGACACCCCCCCCGGCUGUCCCUCUGCCUCCUACGCACUCCCUCUUAGACUGUGCCACAUGGGCUUCGGUAUUUCACAGAAAGGCUUGGCCAAGCCGAGACAGGCUCCUUUGGAGCACCAGGGAACACCAUGAUCUUUCUCAAUUUUUUUUUUUUAAUUUCCCCCUCUUUCUCGCUCUGCCAGGAAUUGUGGUGGUGGAGGAAACUUCUGUUAAAUUGGGGGGGUGAGGGUUACUUCCUCCCCCCCUCCAAUUCCAUCUGUCAGGUUCUGGCUGGAAAAGUCAACGCUGUCCCUUCCCUGCCUGGCAAGAACAUCUGCUCCCCUUGGACCGGCGCAAACGGGAGCCAGUGGGACCCCCUUCCUCCCAACUCCAAAAACCACAAUCCCCUCACUUUCUAUCCCCUUGACUUCUUCAAGAACGGUUUAAACCCCCUUUUUUGUUGAGGAUGCUGCGAUUCUGAACGGCCUGGCAGAGUGGCCUCGCGUCUCUCUUAAAGCCCCAGGCGAUGGGGGCCGCCUGGUUGAGGAAAUGGGAGGGGAUGGAAGGCUUUUGGGCAGAAAAAAAAAGAAUUUUUAGACUUGUUUCUCCCAGAUGAUGAUGCAGACGGGUGGUUUCCGCUGGAGUUGAGGGCCUGGGAGGGUCGCAGAAGCUUUUUUUCCCCACACGAAAUGAAAUUAAACCUUGGAUCCUUCCGGUGCGAUGUGGCACCCAAAGGCAGCGGCAAUGGAUUCGGUCGAGCGAGGGCCCUUGUUAGCUGGUGGCUCCUUUGCCCUUUCAUUCCCGGGGUCUCCUCUAAGCCAGCUCCCACGCCACCCCAUGACCUCCGAUCCUGCUGCUCCUUUGCGGGUGCGAUGAGACGCAGGGCCUGCCCUGAUGACAUCCCGGUUCGAGAGGAAGCUAGGUGGUUUUCCGACCGCCACGCUUCCCCCUGUUCCACGGCCCGGCUGCCUCCCUUCCGGCUGUGCCGUGCCACGGUCCGAGCGGAAGCCACUGUCCGCCACCCGACUGUGUCCGCUUGUCCCUCCGUCUACCAACCUGGUCGUGCAGAAUUGGCCAUGGAGUGUAUGUACUCCUAAGGAGGAUUGGCUUUUCGAAUAAAACUACCCAAUUCUUUC